UGGUCACGUGACGAGGCGAAGCCGCGCGGCGCUCAGCUGACCGGAGGCUUCGGUGGAGGGAAGCUAACGUCGGUUGCUGCGUUGUCGUCGCCUCUGUGAUGCAGUAGCGUGUUAUUGUGGUCCUGCGGAUGAAACAUGGAGCGGCGCGGCUCGGACACGGACGUGGACGAGCAGGAGAAGCCGCUGCUUCACGGAGGACACGGCGACAAAGUGCAGAGAGCCCCAGUGUGCUGCUCGUCCCGCUACGGCCUGGCGCUGCUCUCCUCCUAUGGCUUCUUUGUUGUCUAUUCGUUGCGGGUGAACCUCAGCGUGGCCAUGGUGGACAUGCUCAACAGCACCCACCAGGCCAGCGCCAACCACAGCACCUCGGUGUGCCCCGCUGAUACCAACCCGCCCCAGCCCAAGCACAACCACACGGCCAGUGUGUACAACUGGGACUCUGAGACGCAGGGCUGGAUCUUGGGCUCCUUCUUCUACGGCUACAUCCUGACGCAGAUCCCUGGAGGAUACCUGGCCGGCCGCUUCGGGCCCAAGUGGCUCAUGGGCUUUGGGAUCCUGGGAACUGUAGUUUUCACGCUGCUCACCCCUGUGGCUGCUGAUCUCGGUGCAAGCUACCUAAUUGCUGUCAGGGCACUGGAGGGGGUUGGAGAGGGAGUCACGUUUCCUGCAAUGUACACCAUGUGGGCAGCGUGGGCCCCUCCCCUGGAGAGGAGUCGGCUCCUCACCAUUACCUACAUUGGAGCCCAGCUGGGAACGGUCAUUUCUCUGCCGCUGUCUGGGGAAAUCUGCUUCUACCUGGACUGGACCUACGUCUUUUACAUAUUUGGCGCUGUGGGUCUAGUGUGGUUCGUCUUGUGGAUCUUCCUCGUCUUUGAUAGUCCAAACACUCAUCCACGCAUAUCUGAGCAGGAGAGACUGUACAUCACCAACUCACUUAGGCACGAGCUGUCCACGUCAGCAGACCACAUCCCCUGGAGAGCCAUAGUGACAUCCACGCCACUGUGGGCCAUUGUCGUAGCUCACUUCUCCUACAACUGGACCUUCUACACCCUCCUCACGCUGCUGCCGACCUACAUGAGCGACAUACUGCAGUUCAGCAUCCAGAAGAACGGUAUCGUGUCUGCGCUGCCGUACUUGGGCUGUGCUGUGUUCGCUGUGCUGAGUGGCCAGGUGGCCGAUUACCUACGGGAAACCUGCCACUACCCCACGGUGAAUGUCAGGAAGCUCUUCUCGCUUAUUGGUAUGGUUGGACCUGCGGUGUUCCUGGUGGCAGCAGGAUACACAGGCUGCAACUACACCUUGGCUGUGACCUUCCUCACGCUCUCCUCUUCUCUGGGUGGAGUGUCAGCUUCUGGCUUCAACAUCAACCACCUUGACAUCGCCCCCUCGUAUGCUGGCAUUCUGCUGGGCAUCACCAACACCUUUGCCACCAUUCCUGGCAUGGUGGGACCAGUCAUAGCACGAUCCCUCACCAGCCACAACACAAUACCAGAAUGGAAGACUGUCUUCUACAUCGCCGCCGCCAUCAACACGUUUGGAGCGAUAUUCUAUGGGCUGUUUGGUCGAGGCACCGUGCAGCCCUGGGCAGUCCACACCUCCUACUCCCACGGCGACGGAAGCUGAGGACUAAACAUGAGCCGAAGAGGAGUCGGUAUAUUCAAGUGUCAACCAUGGCCAACGGGUAAUUCCAGUAAAAUUUGUUGUAGCUGUGCAGAUAAUCCUCACAGCACCGCGACCAAUGCAGCAGCCAUCACACCUUUAACCAGAUGAGUGCAGGUACCUCAGGCCAUUAUCAGAGGAACCUGGAGACACACUGAAAGAUUCCAGUUAGAUAUGUUUGACACAAAUGUUUUAGGGCAAAAAUAAAGACUGAGCUGAGAAAAUAAAAUUACUUGUAUGUUAAGAUUUAAACUCACUCGACUGAAGAGACUGUAGCUAGUUUAACAGUUUAACUACUGCUACCUGGUUUUUGAUAAAACCUGUUGUAAAUGAACUAUGAAAGACAAACUGUUAAAAUAGUUACGUCUUGUUCUUAAUGUUUACCUCAGCUCAAUCUUUGUUCCUGCCAAAAUUUAGCUUGGUUCAAUUUAUAGCAACAGGUAAAUCAAAUUAGCUUUGUAUUUGCUUAUAUACUUUAGGUUUCCGUACACAAGUUUGGGACAACACGAAAGGUGUUAGCUUGCAACCCCUAAGUGCCAGUAAGUGUCCUUAAAGGGUUAAAGGUUCACCUGCACCGUGCACACACACUUUGGGAAAAUGCCUUAGUCAUGGUGCAGAAUGAUUUUAUAGCUCUUAGCCUUUAAUGUUGUCAUGUUAAGGGACUUUUACGUUUAGGCCAGGUUAUGUCAACCAGGGACCUCUUCUAUUGUGGAUAGCAUUAACUAAUGAACACUGAAAUUGCAGGUUAUAUUUUUACUCAUUAACACCAAGAGGACACUACGGUGAGAGUGCUUUAAAGAGGUCUCUGGUGGACAAACAGUCUUCAGUUGAAGGAUUUGCACAUUGUGUCAAGUCUCAGGUAUCUUAAAGAUUGAAGAGGCAGUUUACAUAUUAGUUAAUUGACAUCUAAAAAGGGUUUUAAAAGGGACUUAAAAUACAGUCACAUCUCUUUAAUGUCCAUUUAUUGCUGUGGCCAGCAGUUAAAUGUGAGCUGUCAGGUCACAUGAUGACUGCAGCCACAAGAUAAAAGUAGCAGCAGCAUCAUCCCAACAUAAGUAAUGAACUUGUGCCUUACUACAUUAGCUCAAAAUGUGGUUAAGAUAAUUCAGGACUGUAGCCUCAUUGUCGACAUUAAGGACUUUUAUGUUUAUAAAAUAAAGGGAUUUUUGUAUAAUUGAAAUCACUGUUAAUCUUGCUGGAAAUGUUCCAGAAAUGUUAUAAUGUAAAUACUUCAUAAACAGCUAUGCUCCAG
Betta splendens (Siamese fighting fish) is the source of this 2911-nucleotide messenger RNA. RefSeq names its product solute carrier family 17 member 5 (gene slc17a5). The transcript has 11 exons. Lineage: Eukaryota; Metazoa; Chordata; Actinopteri; Anabantiformes; Osphronemidae. The record is from RefSeq and is a predicted model, not a curated record. Gene Ontology annotation, biological process: monoatomic anion transport; transmembrane transport. Gene Ontology annotation, molecular function: transmembrane transporter activity. The coding region runs from base 136 to 1623 and encodes 495 amino acids.